Blepharisma stoltei is the source of this 651-nucleotide messenger RNA. NCBI's taxonomy places the organism in Eukaryota, Ciliophora, Heterotrichea, Heterotrichida, Blepharismidae. The record is from the annotation of a GenBank genome assembly.
AUGAUUUUGGCUAUAUUGCUUAUACAUAUAGCAUCCUGCUUGCUACCAGUUUUUAUUGCAAUAAGCCAAUAUAGCAGUCAAAACAUGAUUAACCAAAUUAUUGACUCUUUCCAAAGUUCUGCUUUAAAUUUCACAGAACUGAAAGUAUCCAAAAUAAGCCAGGAGGAUCCUCUUGACAGCUUUAUGGGAGAAAGCAAGAUUAUAAUCGAUGUCACUUGCAAUCUCUUAUUACAAGUAAAGCUUCCUGAAGCUGCAAAGUUAAAUUCUUUUGUCCAUAUAAUAGUUCGAGAACCAUUUGAAAAAUUUUCUGAUUGGGACUAUUUUACGCUGUUUCCGAUACAAGCUCACUACGAAGCUUUAAAUAGUUUUUUACUUUAUUUUAAUUGGUAUCAAUAUAAUUUGAUUCAUAGUGAUUCAGCGAAUGCAAUUAAUCUCAGCAGUCUAUUUUAUAGAGAUAUAAAUAAAAAGCAGGACUUCUGCUAUUCAAAUGAUAGAAACGAGGAUGCCGCUAAUUAUUUUAUUGGGAAAGAGGUAAAAACUACAGGAUUAAAAAAUGCUGUUAUUCUAAAUGAAGGAGAAGGAGUAAAGAAGUUGAUAAGGUCAUUAGUAAAAAAUAAAAUUUACAUUAAAAAUGCAGGAAUAGUAUUAUAA